UCCGAGUUUGCAGCGAGCGGUCAUAGAAAUUUUUUAUCCACAGUACACCAUGUCGAAGCCAGCUCUCUACUAUGCCACACUGAGUCCUCCCUCACGCGCCGUUCUGCUCACGGCCAAGGCGAUCGGUCUUGAUCUUGAACUGCGGCCAAUUAACCUGCAGAAAGGUGAACAUCUGACGCCGGAAUUCGUCAAAUUGAACCCCCAACAUACCAUUCCGACCUUGAUAGAUGGGGAUGCAACGAUAAUCGACUCGCACGCCAUCUGCGCCUAUCUGGUGGAGAAAUACGGAAAGGAGCAGCAGCAGCUCUAUCCAAAGGACUUGGUGCAGCGCGCCAAUGUCGAUGCACGUCUGCAUCUGGAUUCGGGUCAUCUGUUCGCCCGCCUGCGUUUCCUAUACGAGCCGAUCCUGUACUUCGGUUCGACGGACUGUUCCAUUGACAAGAUUGCCUACGUUCAAAAGUGCUACGAGAUUCUGGAGGGUUUCCUCAAGGAGCAGCCCUACUUGUGCGGCACUGAUCUAACCAUUGCCGACUUCUGUGCCGUGGCCACAGUCGCUUCGGGGAACGAUACCGCUCCAAUUGAUGAGUUCAAGUUCCCCAAAGUCAACGCCUGGCUGAAACGUCUUGCGGAGCUGCCCUACUAUCAGGAACUGAACGGAGAUGGGGCCGAAGAGCUGAAGGCCAUUUUCAAAGCCAAGUUGGCCGAGAAUCGCGGCAAGUAGUUCCCCUAGCGACUACUUAUCCAAUCUUUUAUGUCUACACAUACAUUUAUCUAUGCUUGAAUAAACGGCUUUAGUUUUGCAACCCCAUGGGGCAUAUGGAAUACGACAAAUUA
Messenger RNA from Drosophila persimilis, 834 nucleotides. It is a transcript of the gene GstE12, whose product is annotated as glutathione S-transferase 1. Gene Ontology annotation, biological process: glutathione metabolic process. The transcript has 3 exons. The coding region runs from base 50 to 721 and encodes 223 amino acids. The record is from RefSeq and is a predicted model, not a curated record. Lineage: Eukaryota; Metazoa; Arthropoda; Insecta; Diptera; Drosophilidae. Gene Ontology annotation, molecular function: glutathione transferase activity.